GGCUCCCCCUCCCCAAGGCCGAGGGGACGUAGAGCGAUGCUUUGGGGGCUCACGGUCCGGGGUUUGCCCUGAGAGGUGGGAAAAGGGCCGUGAUCCGGAGCGAUGCGCAGUGAGCUGAAGCUCCACAGGGGAGCUGGGCCGCGUGUGCCGGGAUGCUGCGGUCUGUGCGCUGCGGGAUGCGGGCCAGGGACCCCCGAGCCAGCGCUGAAGCGGGCGGCGGAGCACGGUCCGGUCAGGGUCCGGUGCCGAGCCAGCUCCGGGUGGUAAUUAAUUGGCAGGAGCAGCGGGUCAGCGCGGCGGCGAGGAUUACCGCGGCCGGGAUUUCCGUCGGGCGCGGAUUAGGAGCCAGCGGAGCCUCUCCUGAGUGGAUCUGAGGGGAUUGCUGCUCCUAAUCAAUGUAAAUGAGGCUCCCCCAGGGCCACCCUUUAUGGCAUUAACGAACUAACGGGAUUAGCCAGAGCAGGGUGAGAAAUCCUGGCUCCGAGCUGCGGCGCGUGCCAGGGCCGUGGUGGGCGGCAGCGGUGGGUCGGCUCCAGGCUGCUGGAAAUGGGGAAUGCCAGGGAAUGCCGGGGUCCCCCGCACACCCACGAACUGUGUCCCGUGGAGACCCUGAUGCCCUUCUGGGUCUGUCUGUCCAUCGUCUCCUAUUUGAGGCUGUUGGCACGUUCCGGGCAGACCCAGAAGCACCGGCUCGUAUGCCCGUGCUCUCGCCCAUCCCACCCGUAUGUGUGGAUUGACGCCCGUCCCCAGCAGUGCCUGUCCCCGCCGGGCCAGCCGUCCCCUCCCGCACGGUGAUUCUGCCCCACGGGUACGUGAGGCUCAGGUCGUGCAGGGGUCCCACCGUGUCCCGCUCCAGACAGAGACUGAACAGAGGGAAUCUCCAUUCCCAGAGUUCCAGCCUUCGCUGCAACCUGCCCCUCGUCCAGCCUCGGGGUCCACUUGGAGGACGGGAACCCUGGGGAGGUGCCGGGCGUGUCCCUGACCUCCCGGCCCUUCUUUCCCUUGCAGCCUGCGGCGGGAGGGCUACACGGUGCAGGUGAAUGUCAACGACUACCUGGACAUCUACUGCCCGCACUACAACGCCUCGGUGCCCGAGCACCGGCUGGAGCAGUACGUGCUGUACAUGGUGAACGCGGAGGGGUACCGCACCUGCAACACCAGCCAGGGCUUCAAGCGCUGGGAGUGCAACCGGCCCCACGCACCCCACAGCCCCAUCAAGUUCUCAGAGAAGUUCCAGCGCUACAGCGCCUUCUCACUGGGCUACGAGUUCCGUGCGGGGCAGGAGUACUACUACAUAUCCACGCCGACACACAACCACCGCCGGGCCUGCCUGAAGAUGAAGGUGUUUGUCUGCUGCGCCUCCACGUCGCACUCCGGGGAGAAGCUGGCGCCCACCCUGCCCCAGUUCACCCUGCGGCCCGAGGUGAAGAUCGAGGACCUGGAAAACUUCAACCCGGAGAUGCCGAAGCUGGAGAAGAGCAUCAGCGGCACCAGCCCCAAGCGGGAACACUUGCCCCUGGCCGUGGCCGCCGCGCUCUUCCUCAUGACUCUGUUGGCCUCGUAGCUCCCGGUGCCCGCGGGGGCCCGGCCAGCGCCGCUCUGCCGAGUGCGGCCCCCCCGACCUGCUGAGAGCCAGCGGGGACCCACCGCGACACCGCCACCCCCUGCCCGGAGAGCCGCCCGCAGAGCUGCCCCGCGGGGCAGGGAGCACGGCACGCACCGAUCCGGCUGGACUCGCCUCCCAUCCCGCCAGCGGAUGCGGCCACGUCCGCAGGGAUGCGGCUGAGCGAGCUGCGCCUCCCGCCGACACCGGCCCGGGCCGCGGGGUCCUGCCCGCAGCCGCCCCGGUGCCCCGUGGCUGGGGGGGAGUCCGAUGAGAGCAGGGACCCCCGGGGCCGGGCAGUCUGUACAUACCCAUAUAGAUCUAUACAUACUGUACAGAGAGCGACUACAGAGAUAUAUCUAUACUGUACCAUAGGCAGCGGCGCCGGCCCCGGGCUGGCUUGUACAUAGUCGAACGUGUUGGAUUUUCCUCGUCUUCUGUGAAGACCUGACCUAUGCAAACGCACAGACACUUUUUGGGGAAAAACAAAACAAAACAUUCUCGAUCUUUUUUUCAAGUGCUUUGGCUGGUGAUUUUCAUAUUCUGCUCUUAGUCUAUAAAAAAAAUAAUAAAAGGAUAAAAAAAGGGAU
Molecule: messenger RNA, 2193 nt
Organism: Parus major (Great Tit)
Lineage: Eukaryota; Metazoa; Chordata; Aves; Passeriformes; Paridae
Gene: EFNA3
Product: ephrin A3
Exons: 4
Coding region: 1124-1564 (146 amino acids)
Biological process (GO): axon guidance; ephrin receptor signaling pathway
Cellular component (GO): plasma membrane
Molecular function (GO): ephrin receptor binding
Source: RefSeq, a predicted model, not a curated record